CCGGAAAACGUUUGAUAAAACUCCAGAGUAAUUCAUCUUUGGCGCAACACACGAUCUUCGUUGCAACUCUUCGGACAGAAAACAAGCAACUCCACAAAGCUCCAAAUAAGCUGCCAUCCAACACAGCUGGGCUGACAGGAGGGAAGGGGAGAGGAUAACCCUGGUCUCCCUUAGCUGAUCCCAAGGUAACCUGCUAGCAAUGGAUGACAGCUCCUCUCUGGGCAAAGUCAGCAGCUCAACAGAGUCCGUGGCCACCGUCACCAGUGAAGAGUUUGUUCUGGUACAGCCCGGCUCGGCCAGUUCACCGCAGAGCUCCGAGGGCAGACCAAGACUCAAGAUGUCCUGGAAUGGAAGUGAUCAGCUGGAAAAAGCCAUGGAGGAGGUGUUGGAUGACGACGACGAGGUGAAGGUAGAAAAGAGCUGCGUGGAACAGAUGGAGAAGCACAAAGAACCAGAGAGCCCGGCGCUGGAGACCCAACCUGCAGAAGCAUGUCCAGCACCACCCAGUCCCAGUGCCAUAGAGGAGGACAGCGUCCAGUUCAACAAGCUGUCGUACCUGGGUUGCACGUGGGUCAAAGCCCCUCGCAACGAGGCAGAGGCGCAGAGAGCCAUGGCCACCCUGCGAGCGGAGAGUGCCAUCCCGAUUCCCAUCACCCUGCACGUUCCCUGUGGUCCAGAUGGUUCUGUCAGAAUCGUAGACCAGGCCUCAGGAACCGAGAUCGCCUCCUUCCCCAUCUACAAGGUGUUGUUCUGCGCUCGUGGGCGGGAGGACUCUGUGGAAAGCGACUGUUUCUCCUUCACCGAGAGUUACAGAAGUUCAGAGGACUUCCAGAUUCACGUUUUCUCCUGCCACAUCAAAGAGGCCGUCAGCCGGAUCCUUUACAGUUUCUCCACGGCCUUUCGGCGCUCUUCACAGCGAACAGAUGUCAGGGACACAUCGGUCUCCGGUCCUCCUGACGGUGAUCUCUAUACCUUCACCGUCUCGCUGGAGAUCAGAGAAGAUGACGGCAAAGGCAACUACAACCCAGUGCCAAAGGACAGGGAUAAGUUUUACUUUAAGCUGCGACAGGGUGUCCAGAAGAAGGUGCUGGUUUCCGUUCAACAAAUGUGCAACAAGGAGCUGGGCAUCGAAAGGUGCUUUGGGAUGCUGCUGAGUCCCGGACAGAAAGUCUGCAACAGUGACAUGCAUCUUCUUGACAUGGAAUCGAUGGGAAAGAGCUCAGAUGGGAAGGCCUACAUCAUCACAGGAACGUGGAAUCCCAACAUGGCAGCUUUCCAGCCGCUGAAUGAAGACACGCCUAAAGAUAAGCAAGUCUACAUGACGGUGGCCGUGGACCUGGUAGUGACCGAAGUGUUGGAACCUGUUCGCUUCCUGCUGGAGACCCUCGUCAGAGUCUAUCCGUCAAACGAGCGCUUCUGGUACUUCAGCCGCAAGCCCUUCAGCGAAACCUUCUACCUCAAACUGCGACAGCAGGCCCCAGACAGAGUGAGUCAGAGUGAUGCUGUGUAUGAAGUGGUGAGCCUUCAGAGGGAGGCCGAAAGAAACAGCGAAGAAAGAGAGCGGGUCACCUCCCCUAAUGAGGAAGAAGAUGUCGAUGAAGACAGUGAUAGUGAAAUCUCCAGCGGGACUGGAGAUGUGUCCAAGGACUGUCCGGAGAAAAUACUGGAGUCAUGGGGAGGAAUCCUCAGCAGAUGGCACGCAAACCUGUCCACUCGUCCGAAGGGUUUGCCCUCAUUGGUCCGCGGCGGCAUCCCCGAGCCGCUCAGAGCCGAAGUCUGGCAGCUGCUGGCCGGUUGCCACGACAACCAUGACCUGCUUGAACACUACCGCAUCCUCAUCACCAAGGACUCGGCACAGGAAAAUGUCAUCACCCGUGACAUCCACCGUACUUUUCCGGCUCAUGACUACUUCAAAGAAUCUGAUGGAGAUGGACAAGAUUCCCUGUACAAGAUCUGCAAGGCUUAUUCGGUCUAUGAUGAGGAAAUUGGUUACUGUCAGGGCCAGUCUUUUCUGGCUGCUGUUCUUCUGCUACAUAUGCCAGAGGAACAAGCCUUCUGUGUGUUGGUGAAAAUAAUGUAUGAUUACGGCCUCAGAGCUCUGUACAAAAACAACUUUGAAGAUCUUCACUGCAAGUUCUAUCAGCUGGAGAAGCUAAUGCAGGAACAACUCCCAGACCUUUGGGCCCACUUCCAGGAGCUGAACCUGGAGGCACACAUGUAUGCCUCCCAGUGGUUCCUCACCCUCUUUACGGCCAAGUUCCCCCUCUGCAUGGUUUUCCACAUCACUGACUUGCUGCUUUGCGAGGGACUAAGCAUCAUCUUCAAUGUGGCCCUGGCCCUGCUCAAGACAUCCAAAGAGGACCUCCUGCAGGCAGACUUCGAGGGAGCUCUCAAGUUCUUCAGAGUCCAGCUUCCUAAGCGCUACAGAGCUGCAGAAAACGCCCGGCGGCUCAUGGAGCAGGCCUGCAACAUUAAGGUUCCAACAAAAAAGCUGAAAAAGUUUGAGAAGGAGUAUCAGGCGCUGAAAGAGAGCCAGCUGCAACAAGAGGACCCCAUCGAUCGAUACCAGAGGGAGAACCGGCGACUACAGGAAGCCAGUAUGAGGUUGGAGCAGGAAAAUGACGACCUGGCGCACGAGCUGGUCACCAGUAAGAUCGCCCUCCGAAAUGAUCUCGACCAGGCUGAAGACAAGGCGGACGUUUUGAACAAAGAGCUGCUGAGCACCAAACAACGGCUGGUGGAGACGGAGGAGGAGAAGAGGCGGCAUGAAGAGGAGACUGCUCAGCUGAAGGAGGUGUUCAGGAGGGAACUGGAGAAAGCAGAGAUGGAGAUCAAGAAAACCACAGCCAUCAUAGCUGAGUACAAACAGAUCUGCUCCCAGCUGAGCACCAGGCUGGAGAAACAGCAGGCGGCGACCAAAGAGGAGCUCGACAUCGUCAGGAACAAAGUCAUGGGCUGCGAGCACUGCAGGGACCUGUUCAGUCCUCUGGGCUCCCUGCAGGCUUCGUCCCCCGGCAGCGACGGGACGUCCAGCGAGCCUCUGGACGAGGAGAAGGACGGCCUGAAGGAGCAGCUCAGGCAGCUGGAGCUGGAGCUGGCUCAGACCAAACUCCAGCUGGUGGAGGCAAAGUGCCGAAUCCAGGAGCUCGAGCAUCAGCGGGGAGUCUUGAUGACUGAGAUCCAGGCUGCUAAGAACUCGUGGUUCAGCAAGACUCUGGGAUCCCUGAAGAGCUCAGCCUCCUCUUCCUCCAGCUCGACAUCCCAGACGCCGUCCUCUCCCAGGGAUGGGCCGGCCUAGCUGGAGCGCCAUCGCCCUCUCCCCCAACGUUCCCCCCGCAGGAGGCACACUAGUGUUGUGAACAAAGGCUGAAGAAACUAGUGAAGGACGAAUGCAGUAUUCCUUUUUUUUUUUCAGCAGAUGGAAAAAGUGAGCUUCCUGGAUUUGUGGACUGCAAGCUGAAGAAGAGGAGGAAGGCAGGAUGGCGGUGUGCUUAAAAAAAAAAAAAAGACUAAACUUUUCCAGUUACGUUCCCUGCUCUACAGCUGCAGAAUCCGGUGAAGGUGAAGCGUCAUCAAAGUCUGAGAUUAGUUUAAAGAUAAUUUGUUAGUUUAUAAUAAGCAUUCACAAGGGUCUUAAAGCUCAAUUAGCUUCAUCUUGUGGACAGUUGUUGCAAUUGCAGAUACAUAAAAUUUUAGCUUAAUUUCUGGUAGCUGAGACUUAAACCUGCUUCCAGUUUUACAUUAUAGGGCACGAUUUUUAAUGAUGGUGCUCCAUCACAGUAGUUUUAUACAUCUACUAUUAAAAAUAUGACUAUGUCCAUCCACCCUCUUUAAUAGAGAAACGCCCAGCACUCUAAAGAAAGGAAUACUGCCUACUAUAGUAAAUUAAAGCAUCACAGAAGUUGCAAUUCUUUAUAGUAAUAUAACAUAAACAAUGUUGUCUUAUAAAUAUGUAUAACUAAUUGCCGACGUUUUUUUUUUAAAUUUUGUUUUAAAUAAUCUUGUACAGUUCUUUAUGAAAAAACACACAGAAAAGUUCUUAUUUUUCUUUUCUACUGUUUGGAAGUCGAAUGUCAUCGCUGUAAGAUGUCGAUGUAAGCGCAGCGUGUGAGGGAUCGGGUCGAGUCCAAAAGCCGCGGGGCCUAAAAGUGCCGACCUGCAGAGGCGUUCCGUUCACUAAUCUGCCGGAUCCGUUCAGAUCCAGCAGAACAUCAGCUGCAGUUUGUGACAAACUUCAUGUAAUCAUAACUUAAAUUGGCUCUUUUCUGUUUUAAAUUGUGAUUUUUUUUUUUUUUUAGGACUUUUAAUAAUGCAGUUUAAUUCAUGGUUUGCAAUUAGCACACAUAACGAUUCAUCCAUAUUUUGCUGCCUUUCCUUUGUCCACUAAGAGAAGGAAGGCCAAGGUGCGCCCUCUACUUGGUGCUCUUUCCAUGUGGCCAAACCUCUUUUCUGCGCAGAAACACGCAGCUGUGGAGCGUACUUUGUCUGGUGUUAAAACAUAGAUAAAACGCUUUUAAAAACUCGCCCGUCAGCCGCACAGCUAACGUUACGCAGCCAGUAUAUUUCCUGCUUAACCUUUAAACAUGGAAUAAACACCUGCUAAAUUUGUAGUUAACAAGUGAAAAUGCUCAUUGUGCAGGGAAAUAUGGGUUUUUUUGUUGCCAUUUUGCUGUUUAAAGAGCAAAAAGCAUAACAAGUUGAUUUUGGUUCAUUAGUUGGGCGCUUUGCUGUAGUAGCCAGUCUGCAGUCAGCUGCUAAGUGGCUCUUCUUUCUGGUUCACAUUGUGACAGUUUUUCACAACCUGAAAUUAUUCAAACUGACAAAGUUUGUCUUUCUUGUGAGCAAGGGAAACAUGUAGAAACCUUUGUUUUCAUGCAGCUAAAUGGCAGUGCACAGCAACAGGUGAGGGAGCAUUUUAGGUGAAGGGCGGAAAAUCUACAAGAAAAAAAAAAGCUCCAGUUGCCUUCUGCUCGAGCACUAGGGAGGGUCUGGAACUGGUUUCCACAACGUUUUGCCUCAUUUCUUUGGAUUUAAUGACCUUACGAUAACUGGUCCUACCCCAGGGGACCACAUCCUGCUUAACCCAGCCCUGGCUUAAAAAAACUGUCACUCCAGCACUUUCUGUUGCCUCUCGUUUAAAGGAUUUAAAACACUUUAGAAUUCCUUUAUCUGCAACCUUUUAAGAGUUAAAGCAAAAAAAUAAAAUAUCCUCUGACUCUAAACACCUGGGUGUAGACAGCACCCAGAUGAUCAGCCCUCCUUUACCCCAGAUAAACAUCUUUUAUCUUGUGACAGUAAGAAGCAACUAGAGGUGGCAGUGUUGCUCCGUCGUUGCCAAACCGUCGCGAAGCCAUCCGUUCGAUUGUGCCAACGCCCCUUUUGUUCUUAGUUUUUACACUUUUUUUAAUUUCUCUGGGUUUUUAGCCAAGAAAAGCACAAAGUUUCCACGUGUUUAUUGUGAAUCCCCCCAUUUGAAAAACGUUUGUGACAUUCUAUGUGUUUUGGAGACUAUUAUUGAGGUCCCCAAACACAAAAACAGAGAACAUUUCAUAUUCAGGUAAAUGUUGAGGGUGAUCUUGUUGCCAAAAAUGUAAGUUUUGCUCAAGCGUUGAUGCACUUUAGCUUCAUGUCAGAGGCGCUCCUCUGGUUUAUCUCUCUCUCUGGUUAACGUUGAUGUCGGCCUUUGGACUCGCACCAAUCCGACGUGUACUUUGUCUCUGGGUGUGUGUGUUUGCUGUAACUUUGAACAUUUGAAGUCGAUCCGUUUCUUCGUCUUCACGUUGCUGCCUUUUCUGUUGAUGACUGAAGCAGCUGGCUGAAGAAACAAAAAAAGCCAUCUGAGUAUCUGAACUCUGAGAGCAUCAACUGUGCCAUAAGAGCCUCUCCACGGUCUUCCUCUGCGCUCCGGACCAUCUGUCCCACCCUGACAGUAACUGUUUUACCCUAAAUCGUUUUCAUCCCAAUAAAAUCCUUACGCCAGGAUUUAUUUCACUCUUUUCAGGACAUUCCUUCUUUGCUGUUGCGCAUCGUUCCUGUUGGUCAGUCAGUGGAAGUUGUUAAACCAGGUAAAAUGUAAACUGUGGCCAAGCUGGAGAGAGCUCCCAGUCUGUUAUGUGCACUAACCAAAUGUGGAUAUUUGAAACACUAUUUUAAGAUGUUUUUUUUUGUUUUUUUUUUUAUCUAAUGACUGUUGCUGAGAAGACGUUUGCCCACUUUUCAUCUAAUUCAGUUAGUUUCAGACAUCCGUAAGCAGCCGAUGAGUCAGAUUGGAGGUCGUUGUUGUCGUGUAGUUUACAGUUUGCUGUAAGUUCUCAGUCCUGUUACAGACGGCUCCUCAGCCGAUCUGACGUCUGUUUCCCUGUACAGAAACUGUUUCCAAUGCAUUAAUAAACCUCCGUUUGUUCAUGAAA
Molecule: messenger RNA, 6410 nt
Organism: Fundulus heteroclitus (mummichog)
Lineage: Eukaryota; Metazoa; Chordata; Actinopteri; Cyprinodontiformes; Fundulidae
Gene: rabgap1l
Product: RAB GTPase activating protein 1-like
Exons: 26
Coding region: 200-3298 (1032 amino acids)
Source: RefSeq, a predicted model, not a curated record